GUUGGCUCGGCUGGCUAGAAUAAGGUUGAAACGGUGGGUGGUUUGAAGUUGAUGGAAGGAACUGCCUACUAGUAGUCUGUGCAGCAGAAGUUGUUAAAUUCCUUGGGAAGCUAAGGUAUUCCUACACUCCUAAGUUCAGGACCUCCACACCAAGAUGCAGGACAUCAAGACAAGAUUCCUUGUCAUCUCGGAUACCCAUGCGGAAAAGGGACUCGCCAUCCCAGAUUUACCUGUCGACGUGGCCAUCCACUGUGGUGACCUGACAAACGAGUCAAAACUUGACGAGUUCCGCACGACCUUGGAUCUCUUACGAACCAUCAACGCGCCUCUUAAACUUGUCAUCGCAGGAAACCACGACUUUACGCUGGACACACCAAUGUUCAUGAAGAAGAGAGCGCAGGCAGAAGCCGUCUUUUCGAUUGAGCCGGGGCUUAUAAAGAAGGAAUAUGGCGACUUUGGCGACGCCCGACAGCUAUUUGGGGAUGCUAGAGUAGACGGCAUCGUGUUUCUUGACCAAGGUGUCCACCACUUUAAUCUCGACAACGGCGCCAGCCUUACAGUCCACGCCAGCGCCUUUACCCCAUCUGUAGACGCCGACUGGGGGUUUCAGUACAAACGGGGAGAACACUACGACUUUGCUAUCAACAACGGGGUCGACGUCGUCAUCACCCAUGGCCCUCCCAAGGGUGUAUUGGACUUGACAGCCUCCAAGCAGCGCGGUGGUUGCGAGCAUCUCUUUGCUGCCGUCGCGAGAGCCCGGCCACGCCUGCAUUGCUUUGGUCAUAUUCACGAGGGUUGGGGCGCCAAGUUGGUGGCAUGGCGUGACACGCCCAGCGAAUCCCCUCACAUUUUGUCAACAUCAACAACGGCGAAUCGGCUGUGGUGGACACUCUGGCAACACUCCUCCCAGGAAAGUGGGAUACGGCCCAGGAUAUCGUGGAGAAAGAGGCCCGACUUCGGGCACUCAGGGCGGAUGGGUACCGUGCCACGGACCAUUCCUCAUGAAGCGAGCACCCUAUCGUGCCAGGACAGACGACGCUCUUCGUCAAUGCGGCCAUCCAAUCGACAGAGGAGGGACAAGCCCAGUUGCCGUGGGUCAUUGACAUUGAGCUCCCCGCCGCCAUCGAUUCAAGCUGUGUGUAGGAUGCCUGCUGUCACUGAAUCUCUCAGCCGUCCACUGCCACCAGUUUGUGCGGUUGGCAACCUACCAGUAAAGUCUUUUCUGCUCCCCACCGACAUCGACCAGCACCACAAAAUUGGCUCAAGAGCGUCACGCCGAUGUUAACGGCAGAUUCCGCGUCAUUUGAUCAGCCUCCCGCUUGGCAACAGUGGGCUAGGAACGCCAAAAGCUGCUGGCUGCCGGGGGCGGCGUAUCACUCCAAUCUUAUCAAUCAAUCUCUAUGCUCUCGGCCAUCACCUUACUCGGAAAAGCCAGAACUGCAGCUUGCUUUCGCGCCAGCAAUCUUGGCAACACGCCAUUACUUCAAGUCGUCCUAUGGGCUGAUGAGCAUCAGAGUGCACCAUCCGUUCGUCACUAACCGCGGACGCAUGUUUUC
This is a messenger RNA of Canariomyces notabilis, 1556 nucleotides long. Its product is annotated as Metallo-dependent phosphatase. Gene Ontology annotation, molecular function: hydrolase activity. Lineage: Eukaryota; Fungi; Ascomycota; Sordariomycetes; Sordariales; Chaetomiaceae. The transcript has 2 exons. The record is from RefSeq and is a predicted model, not a curated record. The coding region runs from base 155 to 1285 and encodes 376 amino acids.